CCAUUACCAUUAACGCUAACACAUCACUUUCUCUCUCUAAAACACACACUCACUUUCUCUCUCUACAUUUUUUUUUGUUCUUACUUUUGUGACUUUUGAGCUCCUCUUGGUAGUAUACUACUGUUUUGAGUUAGACAUUUACUUUAAAAUUGUUUAUAUUUUACUGUCACUUCCUUUCAAGGUGCCUCCUUACGUAUAACAUCCCUAUGGGAUUCGUGGGCAUUUGUUUAGGCUCUUUCAUUUUGGGGUUUUGCUGACAAAGCAAUGUUGUUUGAAUUAUGUAUUGGAAGAUCGUUGUGAUGGAGUGCUUGUGAUUCGUGAAGGGCUUUUCUAGUAAGUAGGUGGUACUUCUUAAUUUUAGACUUAUCAUCUAUAUAAUCUUUGAAGUAAAUAUGCCUUCGUGGUGGGGAAAGAUUUCAUCCAAAGAAGACAAGAAGAAAGCAAAGGAAGGUAUCAUCGAUGCACUACAAAGGAAAUUCAAGAUUGCUUUGGAAGAGAAAAGCAGCGGUAGAUCAGGAGGUUAUUGGAGACGUUCUAGUGAAAGUGUUUCAGAGAGGGGAUCUAGAUCACGAGUGCCUUCAAGAUCGCCAUCACCAUCAAAACGAGUAUCACGUUGCCAAAGUUUUGCAGAAAGGCCUCAUGCUCAACCACUUCCACUUCCCGGUGUGCGUCAUACUGACAUUGGUCGGAGUAAUUCAGGAAUUAAUGUUUCAGUAAAACCAGUAUUGGAUAGAAGCUCCAAGCCUUUAAAUUUGCCCCUUCCAAGACCUGAAUGUAUCCCUAAUAGGUUAGAUCACACUUAUAUUGAGGGAGAUUCUGUUUCUAGUGUCAGCUCCACGGAUAGUGAUUACCGGUCUGAUUCACGUGUUCUUAGCCCCCUGACGUCUGACUAUGAAAAUGGAAAUAGAACUGCUACAAACAGCCCUUCAAGCAAGAAGCCGAAAGUUCAUUCCCCCAUUAUUAGCCAAAAGGACUCCAAAGAGACAUUGAAGCCUGCUGAUUUUUCACUCAAUAAUCAGAUUCCUUCAGUAUCACCUCGACGGGCACCUUUAGGUAGUCAUGUACAAAAUCUACAGAUUCCUAAUCGAACGGUAUUCUUCAGUGCUCCAGACAGCUCUUUGUCAAGUCCUUCGAGAAGCCCAAUCAGAGCAUUUGGCUCCGAGCAAGUUCUUAAUUGUAAUUUUUGGGCAGGACUAGGCUCUGGUCAGUGCUCAAGUCCAGGUUCUGGUCAUAAUUCUGGGCAUAAUUCAAUUGGUGGCGAUAUGUCAGGACAGCUGUUUUGGCCAAAUAGUAGAUGUAGCCCUGAGUAUUCUCCAAUACCAAGUCCCAGAAUGACAAGCCCUGGUCCUAGCUCUAGAAUCCAUAGUGGUGCUGUCACCCCUUUGCAUCCACGAGCUGCAGGUUCUGCCAUGGAGUCACCUUCCAGCCGCCCUGAUGAUGGGAAGCAACAAAGCCAUCGGUUGCCCCUCCCACCAAUAACUAUCUCUAAUACUUGUCCCUUUUCUCCUGCGUAUUCAAACGCAACAUCUCCUUCACUACCUCGAAGUCCCAACAGGGCGGAAACUCCUAUAAGUCCUGGCUCACGAUGGAAGAAGGGUCGGCUGCUAGGAAGAGGCACAUUUGGACAUGUUUAUCUUGGGUUUAAUAGUGAAAGCGGUGAAAUGUGUGCCAUGAAAGAGGUAACGCUAUUUGCAGAUGAUCCAAAAUCGAAGGAAAGUGCUCAGCAGCUGGGACAAGAAAUUGCAUUGCUAAGUCGCUUACGCCAUCCAAAUAUAGUGCAGUAUUAUGGUUCUGAAACGGUGGAUGAUAAAUUAUACAUAUACUUGGAAUAUGUUUCUGGUGGUUCCAUCUAUAAACUUCUUCAGGAAUAUGGUCAAUUAGGUGAAGCAGCCAUUCGUAGUUACACUCAACAGAUAUUAUCCGGGCUUGCUUUUUUACAUGCUAAAAAUACUAUCCACAGAGACAUCAAAGGUGCAAAUUUACUUGUAGACCCCAGUGGUCGUGUCAAACUGGCAGAUUUUGGGAUGGCAAAGCAUAUUACCGGGCAGUCUUGUCCCCUAUCAUUCAAGGGAAGCCCAUACUGGAUGGCACCUGAGGUGAUAAAGAAUUCUGGUGGCUGUAAUCUUGCUGUUGAUAUAUGGAGCCUUGGCUGCACAGUUUUGGAGAUGGCAACAACAAAACCACCAUGGAGUCAACAUGAAGGGGUUGCUGCUUUGUUCAAGAUCGGGAACAGCAAGGAGCUUCCUCCACUUCCAGAUCAUUUGUCAGACAGCGGGAAGGACUUUGUGAAGCAAUGCCUGCAACGUGACCCAUCACGUCGCCCUACUGCUGCUCAGCUUUUGGAUCACCCUUUUGUUAAGAAUGUUGCGCCCAUGGAGAAAACAAUUUUGACAGCCGAGUCAUUUGAACUACCAUCGGCAAUUGCAAAUUCAGGAAGAUCAGUGGUAUUGGGAAUUUUCUCUAAAUGCUCAUGCUACAUUCAGUGUUUUCAAUUAUCCAAGAUUCCACCCUCUCUUAAAAAAGGUAUGGGGAACACAAGAAGUACUGCGGGUUUUGACUUAGAAGGGGUUUCCAUCCACCAGUCUAGAGGCUCAAAAAGUGGCGUAGGAUCCAGUGAAGCCCAUACACCAAAGAAUGCAUCAUGUCCGGUUUCUCCUAUUGGGAGCCCUCUGAUGCAUCCAAGGUCACCACAGCAUAUGAAUGGAAGAUUGUCUCCAUCUCCAAUUUCGAGCCCUCAUACUGCAUCAGGCUCAUCCACACCUCUUACCGGCGGCACAGGCGCAAUUCCAUUUCAUCACUCAUUACAGCCAACAGCUUAUAUGCAGGAAAGCUUGGGAAUGAUCCCAAGGUCUCAUAAUAUCUUGUACAGCAAUAGCAUUAAUUAUCAGGAGCCCAAGCAUGAUGUGUUUAGAGGGAUGUCACAAGCCUCUCAUGUUUUCCGGCAAUUGAUUUCGUCGGAAAAUGUUCUUGAAACUCAGUUUGGGCAAUCUACUCAUGGGGGUCUUAAUAAUGGGCCGCCGGUGCUAGCUGAUCGCGUGUCUCAGCAGCUUCUAAGAGAUCAUGUGAAGUUGAAGCCAUCCUUGGACUUGAAUCCGAACUUCUCAAUGCAUGGUCGCAACAAUGGAAUCUAGGAUGCACGCAAAUCCUUAAUCCGCGGAUAGUUUCUAUAUAUGCAGUGGAGAUAUCAUUAAAUGCUUCAAUCGGAUUCAUAUUCUUUCACGGCGGAAAUUAUUUACAAUUCGUACCUGAAAAGUCAAAUGUUGACCAAGUGAUCAAGUUAGUGUUCUCCAAGUUUGGAUGUCGACGGAGAAGGAAUCGAAUGUUCAUAAUACGCAAAAGGAGUGUCAAUGUUUGGCAGCUCUAUGAAAUCAUCGCCACCAGCAGCGGUGGUAAUGAAGAGGGGUUAUACGGUGGUAGAAAGAAAUGUACAUGGUUAUUACACUUGAGGAACACAGGAUUUUUAGGUUUGUUUUCCUGACACUUGUUUUUAGGGUGCAAGGAAUUAAGGGGAACAAAGAAGAAAAAAAAGUUGUACAGAAAAGUUAAGAGAAUCCAGUUUUGGUACAGAGAUUACAAUUGAGGAAGUGCCAGAAGUAUGGUCUAAUCCAUAUAUAGAUACACAUAAUUUCUGUGUUUGAUAUCAGUUUAUGGCAGCUCAAAAAAAAAAAAGUGGACGGGUUGUCUUGCAAACUGAGAUCAAAAUUGUAUCCAAUGUUAAUGAAUUUGCAUUAAAUUGAAGAAAUCUAAUUUUAACCUCUCUAA
This is a messenger RNA of Mercurialis annua (annual mercury), 3762 nucleotides long. Its product is annotated as mitogen-activated protein kinase kinase kinase YODA. The transcript has 12 exons. Lineage: Eukaryota; Viridiplantae; Streptophyta; Magnoliopsida; Malpighiales; Euphorbiaceae. The coding region runs from base 393 to 3131 and encodes 912 amino acids. The record is from RefSeq and is a predicted model, not a curated record. Gene Ontology annotation, biological process: protein phosphorylation. Gene Ontology annotation, molecular function: protein kinase activity; ATP binding.